Papaver somniferum (opium poppy) is the source of this 1236-nucleotide messenger RNA. RefSeq lists its product as uncharacterized. The transcript has 7 exons. The record is from RefSeq and is a predicted model, not a curated record. NCBI's taxonomy places the organism in Eukaryota, Viridiplantae, Streptophyta, Magnoliopsida, Ranunculales, Papaveraceae. Gene Ontology annotation, molecular function: protein binding. The coding region runs from base 285 to 827 and encodes 180 amino acids.
GAGUGUUAUGCAACACCGCCAUUUGUAUCAUCAUUAGUGGCAGGCAGCACCUAUGCCAUUUUAUACAGAAGAAGAUUACUUUUUCCCUGAACGCUAAACUCUUCUUCUAAAACUUUCUUUACCACCGCCAAAAUUUUCAGCAGCAGCAUAUAACAGAUUGAUCACAGGAAUUCUUGUCGAACUGCAGCUUCUAAUCUCUGUAUCCAUCAGUUUCUCCUCCAUAUUUUCUAGGGAUUUUCUUAAAAACGCGUAAGAAAAAGGUAAUUAGGGUUUUGCAGUGAUUGAUGGAGUAUUUCAACAUUCUCCCAGUGGAGAUCUCAUUACACAUAUUCAGUCUUUUACCUAUCGAAUCAGCUUCAGAUUUUGCAUUGGUGAGCAAAACAUGGAAGAAUCUCAUUCAUAGUCCAUCAUUUUACAAAAUGCAUUCACUUCGUCUUCUUCGUCUAGCCAGAGAAGCCGAAGCUGAGUUCAGUCAGAAGCUGAAGGAAUUGAAAGACUGUUGUGAAUCUGUUAGGCAAUUUACUCAGACUUGUCAGUCCGUGGAGCUAUUACAACAAAUUUAUGAAAACCAUCGCGAAAACCGGGAAGAGAAGACUAACUCCAUGAGAUUAUCUCAACAAAAACUGGCACACUACACAAGAUUAGCUGGUAAAUGUGUUUUGAUAUUCGCAAAAUGCAGAGGUGCAAAGCGGACUAAGUCCAUACGAUUAGCCAAAAAAAGUAUUAAGAUGUCUGCAAAAUUCAGCGCGAUGGCAGCACGGGAUUUUAAGCCUACAAAGACAUUGUCCGGACAUGAAUCAAAAAUCUCAUCACUGGAUAUUUUGUAGGAGGCAGACUCGAUGUGAUAAUUCUGGGAUUUUGUUCAUACAAUUAGUAGGAGGCAUGCAAAAUUUGAGUUGCGGGAGGGUUCAGCCAGGGGAAGCUUGGCAGUAGCUCCACCCCUGGUUAAUGCCUUGAAGUUAUGCUUCCGUGGUAUGCAAAGUGUAUAUGGACAGUAUAUUGCAACUAAUUCACACGAUCAGAGUAUCAAGCUGUGGGCAAGUCGGAACAGUGGAAAGGAUAAGGCAAUGGAUUAGUUUCUAAUCUAAUGUAGGGGUUAAUGCACACAUUUCAGUUUUGUCUUUUUCUGUUGUACCCGUAAGUAAUAUUUUUAUUUUGAACUUACAAAUUGAAUAUCUAACUUUUAACGUAUUGUAGAACCAUUAAAGAUUUCAUAAUCAGACUUUCUUUGAACCA